This is a messenger RNA of Rattus norvegicus (Norway rat), 5372 nucleotides long. RefSeq names its product ras homolog family member G (gene Rhog). NCBI's taxonomy places the organism in Eukaryota, Metazoa, Chordata, Mammalia, Rodentia, Muridae. Gene Ontology annotation, molecular function: GTPase activity; G protein activity; GTP binding. The record is from RefSeq and is a predicted model, not a curated record.
GGUUUACCAGGGACUAAAGGUGAGAAGACCUGUGUGGAAGGCAGCGGAGCUCGGGUGAGAUCACCCAGGACAUUUCUAUCCCUGUCUCUGGACCCUUCAUAAGAGCAAUGGUCACUUUAGCAUUUUGACUUAAGAAACAGAGAAGGGUGCUCAUUUGUUGUUCCAAUGGCCGAUUUGCCAGUCCACGGGUGUUACUUCACCUGCACAGUCCCCCAAGGCAUUUGUCAUUCACAUUUUAAAACGAAACUAUGACUCAGAAAGUAGCUCUGUGGUGUACUCUUGUCUUUGUGUGAUACCUGUUGAAGAUGUCUGUCUGUCUGUCUGCCUGCCUAUCUCUGUUUCACUGUGUAGCCUUAGCUGAAUUCUGAAAGUAGACCAAGCUAGCCUCCAACUCACAAAUCUACCUACUUAAGAGGUCUUUUUUUUUUAGAUUUAUUUUUUAUUUUAUGUAUAUGAAUAUUUUUGCCUGCAUGUGUGUAUGUGAAUCAUGUGUGUGUCUGGUACCUAAGGAGUUCAGAAGACGGCAUCUGGGCCCGGAGUUCCAGGUGGAUUUGAGAACCUGGGUCCUCUGGAAGGGCAGCAAGUACUCUCCAGCCCUCAGGUUUCUUUUCUUUUUUUCUUUUUUCUUAAGAUUUAUUUAUGUAAAUGAGUAGUGUAGCUUUCUUCAGACACACUAGAAGAGGGCAUCAGAUCUCAUUACCGAUGGUUGUGAGCCACCACGUGGUUGCUGGGAAUUGAACUCAGGACCUCUAGAAGAGCAGUAGGUGCUCUUAACCACUGAGCCAUCUCUCCAGCCCCAGGUCUCUCUUUUCUAAUAAUAUCAGAACGGGGUCUUCUGCCCUCUCCACUUCAUUGUUGGAAUGUAAAAUUAUGCUGGGCAGCCAGCAGACUACAUGAGUAUGCACUGAGGGGGCUGUGGAGAGAUGACUCAGAUGGUAAAGUGCUUGUGAAAGCAUAAAGACAAAUUCAAAUCUCUGUGGCACCCAAGUAUACAUAGCACAAUGGCGUGGACUUGCAAUCCCAGUCCUGGGAGUAGCAGACAGGAGGAUCCCCUGGACUUGCUAGCCAUCCGGUCUAGCCCAGCUGAAGGUGGAAAGUGACUGGGGAAGACACCUGACUUUAACUUGUGGCCUACACACACACACACACACACACACACACACACACACACACACACACACUGAAUUGAAGUGAUGAAUGCAAGACAGCGUGUGACUGGUCAAAGGCCCUUAGAUACAUCACCACCAGGAUUUGAAUUCUAACAACUAUUCUAUCAUGGAUAAUCUACCCCACUCCACGCCCCAAAAAAACUUUUCAGAGGCAGAGACUGGUGUUCAAGGUCAGCCACAGUUCAUCAGGCGUGGGAGCCUAAUCACAUGAAACAAACAACAAAAACAAACAAACAACUUCCCUAUGUCCUCUUAUUUCUAAAUACCCAGGUCCUGUGGGUACCUCAGUUGUCUAUAAGUAUAUGACAUGUACCACUUGCAUGAACUCACCUGAAAGCUCAUGAAAGACUAGGAAAAAGACUAUGGCGUGAACUUUCUCCAGUUUAGAUUCUCCUCUUCCAAGAAGCCUUUCCAGAUGGCUCUACCUCUCUGCCUACCUCCCCUCUUUUGGCCUUACUGACCCUUCUCACAUCUGUAACACAAAAGUGGUUCCGAAUCACCUGGAUGCUGAUGACUCUACACAUAUUAGUAAUUUAUUGAAGCAAUUUCAUUCCACAGAUGUUUACCGAACACAAGUGUAUGCUCGGACGUGCCUGCGCCAGGCCCAGUGGGUGGACACAGAGAUGAAUCAGACACAACCUCAAAGGACUUAACAGUUGGUAGAGGAGACAGACAUUAGACACAGAUACAAUUUACUAGAACUCAAAACAGGAUGACCUAAGUGAUAUUAAGGAACCAUGAGCAAUGUGCUAUAUGCAUAAACCUCAAUUACUUAAUUAUUAUUCUCAGGAGUGCAUUGCAGAAGGUCAGAGCUGAAGGGGCUCUCAUCUGCCCCAACACCUUGUUUACCAGUCGGGGGAAGUUGAGACUCAGAAAUGGGUAAGGGCAUGGCCUAAAACCUUUCCAGUCUUAGUCCUGGGAUUUCAGCUCCUCCUCUGGAAGCUUCGGGUGCAAUAGUUCUAUAUUCCAUCAAACAGAUGUCUAAGAAAGUUCUCCCUCCUGGACGAAGGUAAGGCAAACCCAAGACACUCAGAGCCCAGGCGGCAGAGUGUGACCCUAAGCUGCCAGCCCAGCUCUCAAUCUAUUUACCCAGUGUUCUUUCUACCUUGUUCCUACCACGGUGCCCCUCAAUUGAUUCUAAAUAAACAAGCUAUUGCUUGUGGUGUUGGGGUACAGACCUAAACACAUGACAAGCACGCAUUCUAUCACUGAGCGAUAGCCUAAUUUUCAAAUAUUUUUUCAGGAUUUUGUUUCUGGUUUGUUGUUGUUGUUUGUUUGUUUUUUUGAAACCGGGUUUCCUGGCUGUUCUGGAAUGUAGACCAGGGUGGCCUUGAACUCGAGAACUUUUUUUUUAUUAAGGUAAGGUUUCAUAUAGCCCGGGUUAGCCUUAAACUUCUGAACUUCCUGCCUCUAACUCUGUAAUGCUGAGACUACAAACGUGCUACCACACCUGGCUUGGAACAUACUUUUAAUGGCUUCAUUGAAGCCACUUGAACGUGACCCUGUUAUUUGGGGGAUUCACAAACCUCUUUCCAUUAAACACCAAGCACUUGUUCUGCACUCCCAAAUUUCCUCUAGCCCCUCCUAUUCUCCUCUCCUCAUAGGGAGGAAUUUGCCUGUGGACUGAAGAAGAAGAAAAGGGCCCACAAACUGCCUGAGCGAUGAGAACUGGCUUCUGGAGGAUCUGAGAACUCGCAUUCAGUCACUCACUGACCAGCCUGAGUUCGAUUGUCUGAAUUUGACUUUCUAUACAGUAACACAGCAUAGACACCUAUUCUGUUAUCUCCACAUCCUCUGGAUGGAGAAUUUUUUGUUGAUUUUACAAAAAAAAAAAAAAAAGAUACUUGGAAACAUUAAACUAUUUGUCAGACCCGAUCCACUUUAUUUGGAGGGCCUCUGUAAGACGGGUUGUCUAUCUCGAACUGUUUUCACUGCACCUUGCGGAGCUCUGCACUUGGUAGAGCACCCAGAAAAUUGCUUUAAAAAAUGUUGAUUCUCCAGUAAAAUUCUGCGCCCAAGGCCUGGGUUGGAAGCACCAGAGGGCGCCCACGAGGCCGCCCACUCGCUUGUCUCCAGGGCCCAGGCCGGACCUCAAGCCUGGGUGCGGUCCUACCGCUCCAAGCAGCCGCGCGCCAAGGCAAGAUCAGGGAACAAGAAGAGCCCCACGUCUUCCCACGCCCCGCCCCCUCCCCAGGGCCCCGCGGAGCCGCGAGGUGCGGAACCACGACACGACAUCCUGUUUUGGGGGCCCGCGCGGCUCCGCCUGCAUCUCUGCUGAUCAUGUCUUUUCCCGGGGUGCUGACGGCAGCUGCCCUGCCCCCACCUCUAUCUCCCCACCCUCCCCAGGGGUCUGGAACCUUCCCACUGCUGAAUCACCAACACCCGGCACUCUCCCAAGGCUCAGGGCAGGGGUGGGGACUGCCCCAGCCUGACCCAUUCCGGCUAAUCCCUAGCCAGCCAUGGCUACCUCUAGAUUCCCGGGCAGAGCGGAAGGCAUUUCUCAGCCUUCCCGCGGAGGUUGCGGGGCGGGGAGUGAGAUACUAGGAAGAGAACAAAUGCCCUGCGCCUAGCUUAGGGCCCCUGCUAGGGUGGGAUGCCAAGUGAAAGUGGGGAGACCUGACCUUGAGAGGCCACACUCAAGGGGUCUCAGGGAGAAGAGUGGCGGGAAGCAGGGGGUGCAGGACUGUGCGGCGGGCAAAGCUUACAGAAGACCCCAGGCUGUGGAGGGUGGGGGAGGCCGCGGACUUCCUGGUCCGCCCCGCCCGGGCCGGCCCGCCCCCGCGCCCCGCCCCGGCCCCGCCGGCCCGUCCCCCACCCCCCCACUUCCUCCGGCCUCCAGCUCUCACUUCCUUCUUGAGCCCAGAGCCGCCGCCGCCGCCCCCAGCUCCCCCGCCGCGGGGAGGGCACCAGGCAAGAUCUGGCCACAUUGGAAAUUUGAGCUAAUUGCAAGAAGAGUGUGACCAGGAUGGGAGGAAUCUAAGUAGGAAAACGCUGUGGAUGGUUAAGGUCACUACUUCCAGUGGGGUCCAGAAGAGGGAGGAGGCACUGCCUCCACGGUAGUAACUUUACAACACAAUGCAGAGCAUCAAGUGUGUGGUGGUGGGUGAUGGGGCCGUAGGCAAGACGUGCCUUCUCAUCUGCUAUACAACUAAUGCCUUCCCCAAGGAAUACAUCCCCACUGUGUUCGACAAUUACAGCGCCCAGAGUGCGGUUGAUGGGCGCACCGUGAACCUAAACCUGUGGGACACUGCCGGCCAGGAGGAGUACGACCGCCUCCGCACCCUUUCCUACCCCCAGACCAACGUCUUCGUCAUCUGUUUCUCCAUUGCCAGUCCACCCUCCUAUGAGAACGUGAGGCACAAAUGGCACCCAGAGGUGUGUCACCACUGCCCUGAUGUGCCCAUCCUCCUGGUGGGCACCAAGAAGGACCUCAGAGCCCAGCCUGAUACCCUACGGCGCCUCAAGGAGCAGGGUCAAGCGCCCAUCACACCACAGCAGGGCCAGGCGCUGGCCAAGCAGAUCCACGCUGUGCGCUACCUCGAGUGCUCAGCGCUGCAGCAAGACGGUGUCAAGGAGGUGUUUGCCGAGGCUGUCCGGGCGGUGCUCAACCCAACACCGAUAAAGCGUGGGCGGUCCUGCAUCCUCUUGUGACCCUGGCACUCAGCUUGGAGGCUAUCCCUUGUCCCCCUACCAAUUGUGCCUUGGCGCCUUGUCUGCCCCCAGCUGUGCCUUAAGGACUAAUUCUGGCACCCCUUGCCUGGGAACUCCCUGAAUGCCUUUUAUUCCUUAAGGAGGUACACAGGGAGAGGGGCUUUGGGCCCCACCCCACUCUGCUUGGGAAUACCAAGUAUUCCAUGAGUUCACCUCAAACGGGUUGACCUUUCUAAGAGGCUAACCCAGUGCUCCCCUCCAUUUCCUGCUACUGACCAGUUCAUCCAGCUUUCCACAAAGUUGUUGCUGCCUGAUGUGAUGCCUCCUCAAGAUAGGGGCUCUAACCUCUCUCUGCCUUAGCUCUUGGAGUAAGCUCUCCAAGAUGUUCUCUCCCUCUCCCAAGGGAGGAGCCACAGAAUCCUCAGAAGAAAAAUGUGCCCUAACCUGCCCCAUGUGCCCAGGACUUAUGCGCCUGCUGACUGACUCAGGCCCCAUGCUCCUGGGGGCCUUUCCUACCCCCAUCAGCAUCAAUAAAACCUCCUGUCUCCAGUG